UGUGCUAGCAAGAUGGAUUGACAGAGGAUAAAAACACACACAUGAUGGAGGCAAAUGUCAUUCAGUCACUCGCUUGAUCUUGCUGGAGAAGCACACGAGAGCUGUUCCUAGUCUGACAUUGUUUCCCCUGAUCAUCAGUCAAGGGAGCAUUUACUGCAUUUGACAAUUUUUUUGUCCAACAAACAUGGAGUCGACUGCUAAACUGUUCAUGUUCCUGAUGAUCAUCAUGUUCUGCAUUGGGGCUGUGAUCACCAGGAGCAUCCAUCCCUCCCAUCGUCACAGUCAUCACCAUGACAGGGCGAGGGGUCACAGACACUUCAGGACGAGGCAUUCUGGUCAUCCAGGUGGACUUGGGGACCUGGACCAGGAGAUUCUGAACAUGCACGACAGUGUCGAUGGUCUCGAUGGUCAUCCCAUUGUCAAGAGACACAACGAGGACUUCGAUGCUGACAUAAAGAACCUGCAGAACUGUUCGGUCUGCACUUACAGUGUCACUCCAGUACCCAAGUCUGAUGUCUAUGAUGUGCCGGAGGAUCUGGUGGAGGUGACCUGCAGUGAGGAGAGCAUUGGUGAGUCCUGCUCGGAGGUGGGUGUCAACUACGUCUGCAUGCAGGCCUUCAGUUAUGUCAAGUUUGGGGUGAAAGGGAAUCCCGGGGAGUUUAAGAAGAAGAAGAUCAAUACUGGAUGUGUCUGUGCCCUGAUGGAGAUCGAAUCCCUGAAGUCGAAGAAACCGGAGGACCUGCAGGCGUGAGGGGAUCCAGGGAAUGGGGAAAUCAGAACUGAUCACUGCCACCACCGAUGUACAUAUUGGACGACUUUUUGCAGAAUUAUUUAUUGUGAUUUUUUUAAUUAGCAGUUGGUGUUCGUGGGGACUGUUUAUUUAUUUAAGACGUGUGGGGAUGUCUUUGGAACCGGAUUAUCGCAAUGGUUUGUUUAUUGGAUUAUACUAUGGACUGGUUAGAGUGAGGGAAAAAUUUUUCAGUGAAAAAUAUUUUUCGAAAGUAUUUUUUAUUUUGAUUUUUGAUUGAAAGCGGAUUUUUUAAGGGGAGAUAUUGCUAUUGAUAUUUUUAGGACAACGAGUUUAGCGAUCAUGAUUAUUCUAUUUAUUAUUCAUCAUUAUUUAUUUCAUAAUUCACGAUUAUUUAUUUGUGUUAUUUAUUUCAUUUAGCAUUGUGUAGAAUUUUAUUUAUUUAUCGAGGGAAACGUUGAUAAGGCUUCUGUUGAAACUCGAAAUGAUCUCAAAAAAAUAAUACAUUUUUUAUGAUGCAAGUACGUCUCUGUCCUUUCACCCCCUCAUAAUUAACUUUGUAUUACUAUUUUUAUUCAGUAUCGAAAACUCCCGAUAAGUGAGAGGUCGAGAGGGACAAUGCAUUCUCAUCAAAUAGAGAAGGCCCAGGGGUUCGCCAGCGUUGGGCGUAGGGAUGCGUUCGUCCGUGAACAGUCUGAUA
Molecule: messenger RNA, 1448 nt
Organism: Diachasmimorpha longicaudata
Lineage: Eukaryota; Metazoa; Arthropoda; Insecta; Hymenoptera; Braconidae
Exons: 1
Coding region: 185-751 (188 amino acids)
Source: RefSeq, a predicted model, not a curated record